This is a messenger RNA of Haliotis rufescens (red abalone), 2344 nucleotides long. RefSeq names its product solute carrier family 49 member 4 homolog. NCBI's taxonomy places the organism in Eukaryota, Metazoa, Mollusca, Gastropoda, Lepetellida, Haliotidae. Gene Ontology annotation, molecular function: transmembrane transporter activity. The record is from RefSeq and is a predicted model, not a curated record. The transcript has 11 exons. Gene Ontology annotation, biological process: transmembrane transport. Bases 68 to 1603 code for a protein of 511 amino acids. Gene Ontology annotation, cellular component: intracellular membrane-bounded organelle; membrane.
UGACACCAGUCGGGCCUCAUGACAGGGUGGGAAAGGAUGGUAAUCACAACCAGUCCUGUGUAACAACAUGAAGGACGAGGAGUGUGUUGAUGACCGUCUACCUCCGUUAAGAGGAAACGGGACACGUACCGCACAUAAAAUCUCCAAUGAAUCCUCGAAGGUAUCAGAUGAAGAAUCUCCUCUGUUGGAUUCCACGAGGAACAUUAAGUCCUACAAGCACCGGUGGUAUGUUCUGGUGGUGUUUUCAUUUGCUGCCCUUCUUCACACAGUGGUGUGGAACACUUUCGGACCUAUCGCUCAGUCAGCUAAGGCAGUGUUCGGGUGGACGGAUGCCAAUAUAGGCAUGCUGAACAAUUUGGCAAAUAUUGUGUACAUUGUAUUUAUGUUUCCAAUGGCCUGGUUGAUGGAUGUCAAAGGACUGCGGAUAUCAAUGCUGUUGUGCGCUGCGCUGAUGGUGUUUCUCACGGCCAUAAGAUGCAUCACGAGUGAAGCAGUACCAGCAACAUGGUUGAUAAACAUUGCAGCUAUGGUGAAUGGUGUGGCUGGUACUGUGCCAUUCGCCGGCCCCGCCCUCCUCUCUGCCACGUGGUUUCCCCCCAAACAGAGGGCUACUGCUACAGCCGUGUCAUCUGUAUUCACCUAUCUUGGCCUCUCUGUCAGCUUCAUCAUUGGGCCCCUCUUGGUGCCCCAACCAGAAGAACCAUCCUUGAACAUGACGGACAUCCUACACAUAAAUUCGUCAAGUGAGAUGAACUCCACUGCGUUCUGUCUGACACCAGCCGCUAACCUGUCCGAGGUGAGAAGCGGCAUCAUGAGACUCAUGUAUAUAGAAUGUGCGGCUUGUGUGCUGCUGCUGUUCCUGGUGGUGGUGUACUUCCCCGCCAAGCCCCCCUCUCCCCCCAGUCUCACAGCGUCCAUGGCGAGGACAAGCUACCUGCAGGGUCUCAAAAGACUAUUCACACAUAAACGCUUCUUGGUGAUCCUGGUGGCCUUCAGUGUCCCGACGGGAGUGUUUGGCGUGUUUGGGGCUGUACUGGAUGUCGUGCUGGACGGUGUCGGAAUAACGCAGUACCAUGCCGGAUGGAUGGGCUUUUAUAGCACGGCUGGCGGUUGUGUUGCAGCACUACUGAUGUCCAGGAUUGCUGAUCUGUUUCUCCGUCGCAUGAAGAGAAUACUCUUGUUCCUAUUCGUCGUAGCAACAGGCGCAACUGUCUGGUUUGUCCUGCUGCGUCUGUCCUUCAUCCCCUUCAGUAUUGUGUCGCUGUACCUGUCCUGCAUCAUGAUGGGGGUCUUCAUCAACGGUUCUGUUCCGCUGUUUUACGAGCUGGGAUGUGAGGCGUCCUAUCCUGUCGCCGAGGGAGUGACGGCCGGUGUUCUCACCAUCGCCAACAACCUGACUGGUGUCUUCUUCCUGUCUGUGCUGCAGAUCCCGAGAAUAGGUGUUCUGUGGAUGAACUGGUGCAUACUUGGCUCUGUAGCAGCUACCGUACCCCUACUUCUGUUGUUCACAGAGAAUUACACCCGGACUGACAUCGACACACAGAAGAUCAUUGCUUCAGAGCCCGAUAAUGAUGCUGUGUCGAAUCCAUCAAUACAAAAAUGAAAGCUAGUUGAUAAGAAAACAUCACAAACGCUGACACCGUAUAUUUUGUAUCAAAAUACUCCUUUGAAAGGCAGAUGAUUAGUGAAUCGGUGCCUAAUCCAAAUGUAGAACUUGGUACAAGUAUUACUGCACAUGGGUAUAAGGAGUUUAUCUUUACUCAUUAAUGAAUCCAGGCCUGAAGGAAUAUCUUGAGAUGCUUUUGUUUGAUGCGACGUCAUUUGCUUCUUACGUUACAUCUGACCCUGUUCGCACUUCGAGUUACGUAACUGAGAGUCCAAUGAUGGUCACAAUAUAGAUCAAACCGUCAGACACAGAUGUGUUAUCAAAAAUAUGUAUCGUGAAGACAUAAGGCUGAAUUCGAUACACGAGUCAGUUGUGGGCUAUAUGUGAUUUUUGUGAUUUGCUGCGGGUGGUUAUGUUCGCCCCUCAUCCUUCGAUGUGAUGGUGUCCAAGAUAUGUGCAAUACUCAUCGAGUUAAAACUUUCCAUCUGCUCUUCCGGAAAGCUGUUGUGCUUACGUUUACUAAUAUCAUAAGAUCGCGUGAAGGUGUUAAUGAUCACGGUUUGGAUUGAAUGUCUCUUCAAACAGUUUCCAGUCCUCCCACAGUUUGUCAGCUGGCUGUGGAAGGAUUCAAAGUCUCUCCAUCCCUACAGUUGGUUUGCAAGGUGCACAUUCUCUGAUUAACAAAUACAUAUCAUGUGAAAUGUACUGUUGACUUGUCAAUAAAACAAUAUAUAACAA